Molecule: messenger RNA, 1053 nt
Organism: Trichoderma harzianum CBS 226.95
Lineage: Eukaryota; Fungi; Ascomycota; Sordariomycetes; Hypocreales; Hypocreaceae
Exons: 2
Coding region: 1-1053 (350 amino acids)
Molecular function (GO): oxidoreductase activity, acting on NAD(P)H
Source: RefSeq, a predicted model, not a curated record
AUGAAAUCCGUCAUCGUCAAAGCGCACCCUCUACGAUGCGAGAUAAUCGACAUCCCCAUUCCACAGCCUGGGCCAGAUGAGGUCCUCAUAAGAGUCAUAUUCUGCGCCAGCAACCCACGCGAUUGGAAAGCUCCCGAUCAUCUCAUUCCUGGCAUUGAGAUAAACCAGGGCAAUGAGAUGUCUGGAAUUAUUGAAGCGGUGGGAAACAAUGUGUACGAAUUCCGGAAAGGCGACCGGGUUGCGGCGGCGCAUCCUAUGCAGACGGAGAAUGGCACUUAUGCGGAGUAUGCGACUGCUCCUGUGAAUACGUGCUUUCUGUUGCCGCCGAAUAUCUCAUUUGAAGAAGCCAGUACCAUACCAUUUGCCUUGUGCACAGCAGCGAUAGGCCUAUACCAGCGGCUCAAAAUUCCGUUUCCGACAUCCCCAGAGAUCGCUCAAGUCCAGCCUCCACUAAUCGUUUACGGAGGUGGAUCUUCUAUUGGAGCGUUUACAUUAAAAUUGGCACGGUUUGGACGUUUCGAAAAAGUCAUUGCUGUAUGUGGAUCUGGAAGAUCAUACGUCGAGUCGCUUGGCGUAGUUACGGACUUUGUCGAUUACCGAAACUGCAAUGUCGUCAAUGAUCUGAAGGCUGCCCUUGGAGGGAAGAAAUGCUUCCAUGCUGUUGAUGCCAUCAAUGACAGUAACAGUUUUCGGCAUCUAUCAGAAGUGUUAGCGCCAGAAGGAGCUCGCAUGUCUGUUUACCUGCCCCGUCUAGACUACAGCGAUAUUCCUCCCUGGAUAUCUAUUGGCAUUACUUUCUUUGGCACAGUGCAUGGACAGGCGACUCCAAUCAGCAAUGAAGUAUACAGCGAAGAUGUAGAUUUUGCGUAUGCUUUUUUCCGGCUCGUUGGUCGAUGGAUUGCUGAGGGUAAAAUGACCGGACAGCCACAUGAAGUCCUGCCACGCGGAUUAGAGUCUGUUGAAGAGGGUUUAUGGAUGUUGAAAGAGGGGAAAGUAAGUGCCAAAAAGCUCAUAUAUAGGGUUUCUGAUACGCCUGGCGUUGGUUUUGCAUAG